This is a messenger RNA of Monodelphis domestica (gray short-tailed opossum), 8554 nucleotides long. Lineage: Eukaryota; Metazoa; Chordata; Mammalia; Didelphimorphia; Didelphidae. The record is from RefSeq and is a predicted model, not a curated record.
AUUUUGUGAGUCUCCAAGGUCUUCUGGUCAAGAACUGAAGAAGCGUCUUCAAGGAAGCUUUUGGCUAGACGGAGAAAGAAGAGAAUCCUCCAGCGAAAGGGAGCCUCCGGGUGAGGGAGGACCGCGCGAAGACCCGACGUUUUAGGCAACCAGUCAUAAGAAAAAUUGCAAUUGCUUUUUUGAGAUGAUAUCAAAUUAAUUAUACCUUGGAAUUGAACUUUACGGAGAAAUUAUGGUUCGACUCACACUGGAUCUAGUUGCCAAGAACAUCAACCAAAGGAAUCGUAAAGAAGAGAGCAUUACACAGUACUUGAAGAAAAUAACUCACCUAAACUUUUCAAAUAGAAACAUAGAUAUAAUUGACGACCUCUCUGUGUGCAAAAACCUCAGUGUUUUAUAUUUGUAUGAUAACAACAUUAGCCAAAUCAAUAAUUUGAGUUUUGCAACAAAUCUUACACAUCUUUAUCUACAGAACAACAGCAUAUCAUGUAUGGAGAACCUCAGAUCAUUGAGGAAACUUGAGAAAUUGUAUCUGGGUGGCAACCUCAUUGCCGUAGUAGAGUGUUUAGAAGGACUAGACGAACUCCGAGAGCUACACAUUGAAAGUCAAAGGCUUCCUCUUGGUGAAAAGCUUCUUUUUGACCCAAGAACUCUUCAGUCCUUGGCAAAUUCCCUCUCUAUAUUAAAUAUCAGCAAUAACAAUAUUGAUGAAAUAAGAGAAUUAGAAGUACUGGAGAAUCUCACACAGCUUAUAGCAGUUGACAACCAACUUCUUCAUGUGAAGGAAUUGGAACUUUUGCUGAAGAAGUUGUCCAAACUGUGGAAAAUGAAUCUGAACGGAAAUCCUGUCUGCCUCAAGCCAAAAUACAGGGAUAGGCUGAUAGUAAUGUCAUUAUCUCUAGUUUUUCCUCCAGAAAAUCUUGAUGGUAAAGACAUAAAACAAAUAGAAAGACAAUUCCUAAUGAACUGGAAAGCAUCCAAAGACGCCAAGAAAAACAUGAAGAAAAAGAAUAUAAUGAAUGAUGCUUCAACCCUUCCAUAUGUGACUAUGAAUCAGUCCAUCAACUAAUUCCUGCUUAUUACAGUGCCCCACAGGAGGUUAUAGAGAUCAUUGGAGCUUCCCGGAUAGCAAAAUGAUGAGGUCGUGUCUUUGCUUUAAGAAGAUCAAUUUGACAACCGAAAAGUGGUUGGACUGGAAUUGGAAGAGACUUGAAGCAGGGAGACCAACCAGAAGGUUAUCACAGUAGUCCAAAUGAUGAGGACCUACACCAAAAUAAUGGCAGUGUCAGGAAAGUUGGUGUUCAAGAGAUAUCAUGAAGGUAAAAUCAAUAGGCCUUGGCAAUGAAUUGGAUAUGGGGAAUGAGAGUGAAGAGUUAAGUAUUAUUUGUAAGCUGUGAGCCUAAGUGAUUGGAAGGAUAUUACUGCCAGUAGUAGGAAAAUUAGAUGGAGGGGAGGGUUUGAAGGGAAGGAUAAUGAACUCUGUUUUGAACACGUUUAGUUUGAGGUGUCUAAAGGAAACAGUUCAAAAUGUCUUGGAGAUGUGAGAUAGGAGGGCAGGACUAAGGUCAGGGCUAGUCUGUAUAGUGAUGAUAACUGAAUCCAUGAUGAGUUCACUAAGAAGAAAGCUUCUUCAUUUGGCAUCCAUUGUUAGUAGGUACAACCUGGAUGAAGAUCCCUCAAAAGAGACUGAAAAGAAUGGCCAGACAGGUAGAAGGAGAACCAGGAGAGAGUAAUGUCAUUUAAAAAAAGAAAAACUAAAGAGAAGACAGCAUCAGAGAGAAGACUGACAAUGGUAGUCAUCAGAAAGGUUAAGAAAGUCGAGGAUUGAGAAAAGGCUAUUGGAUUUGGUAAUUAAGAAAUCAUUGGUAACUUUGUAAAGAACAAUUUAAAUUGAAUGAUCAACUCAUGAGAUUCAAAGACAGACUGCAGAGGUUUAUGAAGACAGUGAAAGAAGUGAAGGUAUCUAUUAUAGGGGGCCUUCUCUAGGAAUUUAGCCACAAAAAGGAGGAGAGAUAUAGGACAAUAACUGGGGAUGGGGGAAAGGGACAGAUCAAGAGAGGAUGAGGGCAAAGGAUGGAAUAGUAGAUAUAUUUGUAGGUAGCUAGAAAGCUGCCAGUAGACAGUGUUAUAGUAAAAACUGUUAUAGUGAAAGGUUUUAUAGAAAAGGUUUCAAGGAAGGGUAACAGAAGAUAACUAAUAAAAUAAAUAACAGGGGUAUACUUAAUUAAAUAAGAAUGAAGGAAAUUAGAAGGGGAUUUAGGGAAGUAGUACUACUAUUAACCCACCCAGGUAUUAAACCUAAAUAAACCUUAACUAAAACUAAACUACAAGGGGUUAGUAAUGUCCACAGGACAAGAUUCUCACAAAUUCCAGAUGGUUGGGUCAAACAGCAGAAUCAAGAUGUAGUAUUCUCACAAGGUCCAAAAAGGGAGAAAGAAGGUUCUUACCAUUCAGAAUGUCCACCAAUGUGAAGGGGAACACUCACUCAACCUUAUUUGAUAAUCCAAAGUCCUUGGCAGCUCCUCAAUUGGUUUCUUCAGGGAGACCACUAGGCUCACCUUCCAUUCUGACUAGCUUGAGAGAGACUUUCCAACUGCUUUAGAAUCCUGACCCAGUUUCCAGUGAAUAAUGUUUGGAAAUGACCAAAUAAAAUAAUGUUUAAAAUUUAAAAAAAAAAGAAUCCUGACCCAGCCAAGCUCUGUGGAAUCUUGAUCUUGCACCAUCCCAGGCUGCCAGCCUGCAUUGCUAUGCCCUGCUAGAAAUCCUUUCCUACAACAGGGAGAGUUUAAAAAUUAGGGAGGGCAUGGGGAUGAUAGAAGGAGCAUUAUUUGCCUGAGAUCUCUAGCACAUAUAGAGUUUUCUUUUGCAAGGAUAAGGGGGAAAGAGACAAAUGAGAAGGGGAUGGUAUACAGUCAAAUUAGUUUACCAAGGGGUUAAUAUGGGGAAAAGUAUUGUUCUUAAAUUAUUGUUUUCCUAGCCCAAUAUUUCAAAAAGUUUUAUUAUCUUCAAGGCAAGAGAAUAAAGAAAAAACUAGACAGAUCUGAGAAAAAACAUGUACUUGAAAAAGUUUAAUAGGAAUCCAUUUAGUCUACCUAAAUAGAUAUCCUUUCUAUAACAUCCCUGUGACAAGUGGCCUUCCAGCCUCUUCUCCACCUGUUUUAUAAUGAAGGAGAAUUCACUGAAUCCUGAGGCAUCCCAUUAAAUUUUGGGUAGCUAUAACUGACUGGAAAUCUAUCUCUCUGCUACUUCCACCUAGCAUCACUAGUUCUGUACUCUGGGACCAAAUAAAGCAAGGUUAAUCCUUCUUCCAAAUGACAGCCCUUCAAAGACUUGAAGACAGCUAUCAUAUUUCUCCCUCUUUUUUUCUCUAGGGUAAACAUACCAAGUUCCUUCAACCAACAUCAUCUUGUCAAUGUCCUUUUUUAAAUGUUGUGCUCAGAAUUGAAAAUUAUAUUCCAAGUAUGGUCUAUUGGGACAGAGAAGAUCAUACCUUCUUUUUUUCUGGACAAUAUCAUUGGCUCAAGAUUGCAUGAGCAUUUGUGAAUUCCAUAUAAGAUUGUUAAUAUGAUGAACUUGUAGUUUACCAAAAGUUGGUUUUUUUAUACAACUGUUGUUUAGCCAAAUCUUUUUCAUCCUAUAUUUAUGCAGUUUUUUCAACCAAUAUGUAGUACUUUACAUUUAUCACCAUUAAAUUUCAUCUUUUUUAGAUUUAGCCCAUCAUUUAGCCCAUCGAGAUCUUUUUGAAUUAUAAUUCAUACAUCUCAGCUUUGAAUUGUCUUCAAAUUUGAUAAAUGUGCCAUUUAUAUCUUCAUUUAAGCAUUCAUAAAAAAUGUUAAAGUUUUGAUAAAAAUGUUUGGCACAAAGCCAAAGACAUAUAUGGGGAGAACCCCACUAGAGACCUUUCUCUAAAGUGACAUUGAGCCAUUAUUAAUGUUACUCAUGUCAGGCAAUUCAGCUUUGUCCCAAAAUAUCUAAAUGUACUAUCAUCUUAUUCAACAUUUCUCCUUUUUGUCUACAAGGACAGUGUGAGAGACUUUGUCAAAUGUCUUCAUGAAAUCCAGAUACACAAUGUCUAACAACCUAUAUAGGAUUCUCCUUAUUGCUUAUUUCUAGCCACUUAGUAAAAAAAGAAAAGAAAAGAAAGUAAUUUGGCACAAUUCAUUCAUAAUACCUUUCUAAAUUCUUAAAAAUUAUCCACUUAAUGUUAUAUUCUAGAAUUUCACUGUUAUCAGCAGAGUCAAUAUUGCAAAUUCCCCAAAGGACAUUGUAGCAAUAAUAAUAGUUGUUUAUCCAGGAGGUCUGAAAAUAGUAUCUCGUUUGCCUGUGUCUCAGGAAGCCUGAAAGGUAGCUUCAGAGGAUGUUAUUCUUCUGAGACUUAAAAAGGUUAUCCAUGACCACAUAGCUAAUAAGUUUAAUCACAUGCAACAGAUACCCCAAAAGGAGAAGUUCUGAACUGGCAACCAUCAGGAGCUCUGUUUGAAAGCUUCAGUGGAGGCCUUCUCUAACCCCCAAUAUCCAGUCAGGAGGCAAAUUUUUUUAUUUCAUCAUCUCUCACCUACAUGCACUUCUCACACAGCUGCCUCCCUACAAUUGCUUUCUAGUCCUCAAACAUCCUCAUACUCCUGUCCCCCACUCUACACACACACACACACACACACACACACAUACACACACACACAUAUACACAGCUGUCAAAAUAAUUUUUUUGACAUGGUGACCAUGUCACCACCCUAUUCAAUAAACUGCAGUGGCUCCCUAUUUUAAGAUAAAAUAUAUCUCUCUGGUAUUUCAUUUUCUUAACAACUUACUCCCUAUACUAUAUAGAUAGUAGCCUGGAUCGCUCCUCUCCAUACACUCUCUGAUGCAGAAUUCUCACCUCCUAGCCUUUCCUAUGGCAUGAUGUUCUGUCUCCAGGCCUUUGCCUUGGCUCUCCCCUGCACCUUCCUCUCAGCAUCCCUGAUUCAAGACUCAGCUGGAGUUCCUCCUUUAUAGGAAGCUUCUCCUGGUCUUCCAGCUGCUAAUACACUUUCCUUUCCAAACUACUUGUAUUCAUUUUCUCUCUCCUACCACACAGACACAUUGUGUCAGUACCGUAUAGAGCACCUCCUAUUCCAUACGUGUGUCAGCCGGAUGUCCAGAAGACGUCUUAAAUUCAACAUGGCCAAAGCCAAGCUGCUCUUUCCCGGCUGCCUUCCCUUCUUCCUGACUUUGCUAUUGCUGUCGAGUAACACCAUCUUCCCCAUCGCAGGUGUCAUCCUCCCCUCCUUGUUAUCUCUUACCCCCACCUCCAAAUCCAGUUUGCUACACAGGCCUGUGGAUUUCAAGUCUACAACAUCUUUCUUUUUUCUUAAACCCUUACUUUCAUCCUAGUUGCAAGUCCAAGAAGGCAAGGGCUAGGCAACUGGGGUUAAUGGCUUGCCCAGGGCACACAUUGAGGAAGUGUCUGAGGUCACAUUUGAACUCAGGACCUCUGUAUGCCAGGCCUGGUGCUCCAUCUACUGCGACACCUCACCACCCUGCAACAUCUUUCAGGCUUCUCCCUCUGAGUCCCAUCACCAUCCUGAUGCAGGCUCUCCCCAGCUCCUGCUGCUCGUGUGUCUGCCUGCCCCAAGCCUUUCCCCACUCCAUCCUCCAUUCAGUUGCCAAAGUAAUGUUCAGCACAGAUCGGACCACCUCGCCUCCCUAUUUAAUAAACUCCCUACCAUCUCCAGGAUCAAAUCCAAAAUCCUCCUCCACCCCACGGGGAGAGAGAAUCAGAGAAAGAGAGACAGAGACAGAGGCAGAUAGGGAGGGAAGAAGGGGAGAGAGAAGAGAGGCAGAGAUGGGCAGAGAGAAAGUGAGGGGGCUCGAGGGAAGAGAGAAGGAGAGGGAGGGGGAGAAAGAGGAGAGAGACUGGACAUGGUGUUUUUAUUCCCAUUUUACAGAAGAAGAAACUGAGACUGAUAAAGGUUAAAUGAAUUACCUAGAUCCCAAAGCUAGUAAGGGAUUGAGUCUGCAUUUGAAUUCAGGUCUUCCUGACUCCAGGCCUAGCAGUUCACUGAGCCCAGCUAGUGCCUCUCUUUUGUCUUUGUGUCCCCUAGGGCUUACCACAGUUCCUGGCACUUAAGAAGACACUUAAAUGUUUGCUUAUUGAUUGAUGAAUAGGAUAACUGUCCUUCUUAGAGUCCAAAGUUCAAUAAAUAAAGUCUACUGUAUAUGUUGUGGGAGAGCUGGAGAGAAAACCUGGGCCCGGAAGGACUACCUUCUCAAGAUGACAGGCUCCAAUGCUAUAUUAAAAACAGAGAAAUGCAUUAAGUUCAAUGCAGGUUGAAUGAUUGAGUUGAAUGGGCAGAAGACAGGUGUGGGUGGAAUGCUGCCUCUCAGAGACGAUGGAGACUGGGCUUCUUAUACCCUUUUGACAACAGGGGUUCUGUGGCCAGAGAUGAGUUGUUGGGUGAUGUUUUGUGCCCCAAGGGACCUGAGAAGUUCAGGGGUGCUUAGCUGUCCUAGAUACAGCCCAAUGCUUAUCAGAGUAGACCUGGGAGGAGCCUCUCUGUGUUCAUCCAGAAGCUAAAGGGAGAGGGGCCAGCAGGGAGCAGCUCUCUCUGAAACUCCUUAUCAUAUGAUGCUCAAAGUCACCUUCCUUUGGCCAGCACUCUGGAACCUGGGAUACCCCUGGAGUUUUAGAGGUGGGGGCAACUGGGGAGAAAUCUAGAUCCCAUGCCAUAUAUACAGUGCCAGGCAUUGUGCUGUGUGCCGGGAUUACAAAGACAAAAACAAACCCUUUCUAACCUUCAAACUUACCCUUCCUGAUUAUUGGCUCCUUUUCAUGAAUGAGCAUCUUUCCUUCUAUUCUACUUUCAACUCAUCCAUUUUAUUCCAAUUAUGUCUCUGACAGAAUACAAUUGAACAUAUUAAGUAAUGCUUCGCUGAUAUGUCCCACAAAAUGUGAGAGAAAUAUUUACUCAGGAAGUACCUUAAAUUAGACAUUACAAAAUUAUAAAAAGAUGGUCUCUUGCCUUGAAUCACAAUGACAAUCUAAUUUCUGUUACUCAUUUACACAACAAAUGACUCAACAUUUUAAGUAGAAUCUUUGCAUAUUCCUCACAUAGACUGUACACUUUAUAGUCCUAAUUUACUAAUAUUACAGGAAUAACAUAGUCAUGAAACAAGUAAUUCACCAUGGCCAAAAGAAUAAUUUAUAAACAUACAAGAACAAUGCAUUACUAACUUUCCAAUCUAGUACUCUGUAAACUCAAAUCUAGAACCAGAAGUUUUCCAAAUAGUCAAUUUGCCCCUCUGGACCAGGAAAUGGAUGCUUACACUUCCAGAGCUCUGCACCCUGGGAUCUGUGCCCUUGUGCUCUGGGGAAACAUGCAUACAGAAACUUUCCCCCCCUCAAUAAUUGUUCAUAAUGUACACUCAUGUAAUUUUAGAAAAGCCUUUAUUUCCUACCCAGAAAAGAAAGUUGGGCUCCUUGGGUUUUUUUGAACCUCGAACUGAACUUGAUAUUAUCAAUGUACAUUUUAAUUAAAGAUUAGGCUAAAGCCGUUUUUUAUUUAAAAGCUGAUUCUGAACAAAUGCCCUCACUGUUUGAUUAAAAAUAAUAUGUGGAAUGAAGCGAAGAAAAUAUUCAGUAUUUUUCCUUUCUGUGUUUAUCACAGAAAAUAGUUUUGACAGAUGUUUCCUCUCCUUUCAAAUGUCAUAGGACAUGGUCGAGCCUUGGUAAUUUUAAAAUAGACAUUAAAUACCUUUAUGCAUUUCAUGCACACAAGAUCCACUGAGAAUUAUGUAUUGCCAAUAAAAUGAAAAGGGCUAAUUGUUGCUUGAUUUAUUUUAACUGUUUGAUUAAAACCCAAGCAUGGUUAAUAGAGUCAAUCCAUCUUUUUGUUAAUGUGAAAAUAAUAACUCCAGUUGGUGGGAUUCUAAUAUACUUGGUUUCAGACAUACCUAAGAAAUCUCUGGGGCACAUGAUUUGCAUUAUGUUACAUUAUUAUUUGAGCAUUUCUAAAAUAUUCAAUAUCUUCUACUAGAGCUUUUUGAGUUAUGAAGUUAAUCAAAAUCUGAUGCUAUGAAAUGAAAUUGUAUUAAAAGGUACUUUGUUUUAAUAUUAUGUUCUAAGUCUUAACAAAUAGUUUCCUAUUUUAUUUGAGAAGACUUUUGAAAACUGAAUAUUUUAGUCAUAUAUCUCUUUAAUCACAUAGCUCAAAAGAACUUGUAUGUGAAUCCAGAAAUCUCUUUUGUUUGCCGAGUUAAGAAAUUCUAUACUCAAGUGCAUAUAAUGCAGUACAAAGAGAAUAACAUAAUUUUUUUUUUUAAACCCUUACCUUCCGUCUUAGAAUCAAUACUAUAUAUUGGUUCCAAGGGAGAUCAGUAAGGGCUGGGCAAUGGGGAUUAAGUGAUUUGACCAGGGUCACACAGGUAGGAAGUGUCUGAGACCAGAUUUGAACCUAGCACCUCCAAUGUCUAGACCUGACUCCCAAACCACUGAGUCAACUAGCUUCCUCUUAUGUUUUGUAAUUUUUGAAAAACUCUUUGAUUUAACAUUGAAGUGUGCUUUUGUUUUGUCUUUUAA